UAUCAACAUUUUAUACAUAUGCAGAUAUGCAAACAUACAUACAUAUUUCUAUAUAAUAGAGCUCCAUAUUAGUGUUAUGGGAUAACACUCUAAGAUAUCUUCAAGUAUAUGUGUAUUUAUGUAUGUACAUUGUAUAUACAAAAUUUAAAAAGAAGCUUUAAUAAUAAUAGGACAGAAUUAUUUUAGAAGUUCAAAACGGUUUUUAUUUUAUCCGAACAUAUAUUGGGUGCCAUUAUAUGUAUAUGACCCACAAAUAACUAAAAUAUCCUUCGCUCCGUGGACUUGUUCAUGUGUUCAUUCCAUCUGCUUUUCCUAAUCGCGGGUUUGAUAUACUUUUUCAUUAGGUUUUACUCUAUUAAACAAGUUCCAAGUCUAAUUAGGCAUUAAGUACUUGAGUCUUAUUCAUUUCAUAGGCACGUGUACUUUGUAUCUGUACGAAGAACUACAACUUUAAAGGGUUUUGUCGCAUUUUACAUAUUUUAUAGGCAAAAGAUUUGAGAAGAUAUGGUUAUAUAUAUACAUACAUGUAUAUUGGUUGGGAGAGCUACGUUUUUCGAGAACGACAAAAUUCCUCUUAUAUUGUUGUUGUUAUAAUGUAAACAAUAAUAAAUAAAUAUGUACUCUGGUCUGCAGAGAUUUUAUUACCAUAAAUAUGCCAUAAAAUCGCAUUUGGUUAUAUUUGUACUUACAGUUCAUGAAACUAUUAUUGCUUUUGAAAAAUUUGCUCUGGUUUAUUCUUAAAUAUUUAUUUUCAUUUUACCUAAAAUAAAAAUCCAAAAACUUGAAACAUAUAAACAAAUAUAAUUAUAAAGUCAGUUUUUAAUAUUAAUGAUAUAUCGAAAAAUCGAUUUCGAAAACAUAUGUAUGUACAUAUGUUAUAUUUGAAUAAGCCCCUCAUAAAUUCUUUAGACUUUUUCGAUUGUCAAAAUCGCUUUUUAGGGACCAUAAGUAAUCUGUUAUGAUUUGUCAGCAUAUUUUUCUCAAUUUGUUCAUAAUGUUUUAUGCUUACUUUUAAAAGCUUCAAUUUCCACAGCAGUUAUACUUUAAUAAAAUCUGAGGUCGUAUUUGAUGACUAUCAUCAAGCAUUUCAACUUUUCCAUACUAAGCUUCGGAAAUUUUCUACAAAUGUAAUUAAAACAAUAUCUAUCCACGUCCAACGCUUUGACAAAUUGCUUUAUCAUUCCUAACUUGAUAACGUAAUGAAUCAUUGAGAUCAUUUUGAGAGAAAAACUGUGGCCUAGAUGUUUCACUUCUAUUGGUUGUUAUUGUUGUUGUAGCGGCAGAAUUUUGCCGAGUUGGCAGUCUUUGGCCGUCGUGCGAACAGAGCUAUCAUACUUCCAUUGGUAGAUUAUAGCGAUUUCUGCGAAUUACCUUUUAAGUGCAAAGGAAGAUAAUCAUUGAGUACAUCAGGACGUUUUGUAGACUGUAAAUCUAGAAGCAUAAUUUUCGCCUAUUUUCGGAAGGAAUCUGAAAGUAAGGUUGUCGUUAUCUUUUCACUAUGUGAGAAAAGGGUGCAUAUACUUUGUAGUAGAACCCAAAUUAGGACUGGAAAAAUACUUUUUACACUACUAACAAGCUGAUAAUUGUUCAAAAUAUAACAUCAAAACCAGAAAAUGUUUCUUUUAUUGUGCUGUGAUAUCCUUGAAGCUUUGAGUACUCAUAACACGGAUGUUGUACAGUAAAUAUUAUUGGACAAAAAUGCGACAAAAGUCAGGAAGGAGAUGUUUCUGAGGUAAUAUUGAAUCGUGUUCUCAAGGGUUUACUAUUGAUGUUCCUCUUUCCGUAUACUAUUCUGUGUACCGAUAUAUAAAUUGAAAAAAUUGGUUUAUUGCUGUUUGUGCGAAGUUCCCACAGGUAAUGUUAAGGUGUUGCAGCAUUUCAGUUUCAUUUCUGCCAAAAAAAAUUGAAUUAUUCAUCAGUUUCCCACCCAAGCGUUGCUCAUUACAUAAACUUAAAAUGUAUGUGUGUCUUAACUAAUAUGAAAUUGCAUACAUAGGCCUCAUUAAUAUUCUGAGCUACAUUUGUUGUUUUGCGAGUCUUGCUGACGAGAUUACACGUUAUUGCAUCGAAAAAUUGUGUAAGUUACAUAUGUGAAUAUGUAAGUUUGCGGCUUUUCCAUUGUGUCGUGAAUGUAAAUAGCUGUAAAUUUCUCACAGCAUCGCGCAAUAUCUCCAAAAGAAGUAUAAUUGUGUAUUAAAAUUUGAAACACGUUUGCCUCUUUAAAAUGAUAUAAAUAUGUUUGUGUGUACCUAUCAUUGGCAGUAAUUUUCUAACAAUUUCUAUUCCGAAGUGACAGACUUCUGAAAAGAAGCAAAUAGUUAUGUUCUAAAUCAGCAUCCACUAAAAGCGAGUAAGAAAGAGUUUGCAUUAUCCGAUAAAAGCGAGUAAAAAAUAAUAAUUUAUAUAAAAUACUCCUACAAAAAUGCUUUAAGGCGCUGAUUUGUUCGUAGCAGUUUGUUUAUUUUGGCGACUGGUUUGACAGCUACCAAUGGGCUGGUACAACUGUGGGGUAUUCAUAAUUAUAUUUCAAUUUAGAUUGUCUAAAAAUACUGCCUUCAUUUCUUUCACAUCCUCAAUUAUAUUUAAAAACGCGUUUCAUCUGAUGUUAUAUCGGUGUUUAAGCAGCGGGAAUCACUGACGCAGUGAAUAUGAUUUUGUCUGGUGUCUGAGGAUACAUAUGUAUAUACAUAUGUUAUGUGCACUCAAGUAAGAACACAUUAUAUAUUACUAUAACUUAAGGACAACGUAUAUAUAUGUAUGUAUAAAUCAGUUGAUAUUUAUAUUUUCACGGAUUCUGCUCUCAACACUGUGGAAGGGAUCUACUCAUGCUGCAUAUACAAAUGUGCACAAUCUUAUUUAUGAGUAUAACUGCACAUACGCAGCUUCACACCAACGUGAAGAUGUAAUUGGAUCAUGCGCAAAAACUGAGUCUCUCUUCUCGUCGGUAAAUGGGGGGCCGUUCCCACUAUAUUGAGACUCUCUCUGAGUAUCAGUUUUUUACAUAUCCUCCUAUGUAUUAUGUAUAUAUAGUUACUAAUAAUCUUCAUUGUUUAUGCUAACGAUGAUAAAUUCCUAUUCCUGUCUCUUAUUUACAUACUAUAUGUACAUACAUUGUUAUAUAAAUUUUAGUGCUCCAAGCUCGAAGGGAUUGCGAACAUGAAUGAACAUAUCUUCAUAUCGAUAUUGAGCUUUAUAUCCUAUUUAAAAACGACCUCCCUUCAUAACAUAUAUGUACAUAUGUUACAUAUAUAUAUGUAUAUCUGUACAUAGCAUGUGCCGUGAGAGAUCCCGACCAUUCCCAUUUGAUACCUCAUCCAAAGCAAAGCGAAAUAGAAAAGAAAUCGACGGAAACUACAUUUAACUGGACUGAAUACAAGAGUAAAAAGAGAACACAGAUGAGUUUAAUUGAGGUCGAAAGUUUAAAAUAAUAACAAUUGUUGCAACCCCUGAAACUAAAAAGAAGCCUGAUGCUGCUAUAACCUUAGAAGGCAAAGCAAGGGUCCUUGCGCAUGUACCUACAUACAUAUGUAUACACAUAUAUGAGAGAACAUUAUAUUAUGUAUGUACAUACAUACAUACAUACAUAUGUAUAUGUAUAUUCGUAAUUAUAUCAAAGCAUAAGAGCUUACUGUUUUUAUAUCAUAUGUACUAUGCAUUGGUGAGUAUAUGAAAAUAUGGACCUGAUACAUACACAUGUACUUAGUUGAAUGAUAAGGUCACUGCAGUGAAUUUCUGCCAAAUCCAUCUAGACAGAAACACAGCAGUCUUACCAAUUAUAUAGUACAACGAUUUACUAAUCGGUCAUUAUACAACCAAUAGUUCUGUUCCAUAAUCGAAAUAGUUUUCGGAUUAUAACCGUACUUCCUUCCCUUGUAACGAUUUGAUACAAGAUGGCUUAAUAGCAGCCGGGGCCAAAAUUGAACGAUGGCACCGCCGUCACUUAGGUGAAAUCACAUAUCUCGGAACCUUCUCGACCAAUUUCAAACAAAUUCUGUAUGUAACAUUAUCCUGACGGUCCUAUAGACAUAUAUCUUUCCAAAAGACAUCUGGCACAUCAUGACGAAAUAUCUUACUAAUAAAUAAUGGCAACACUGUUUUGGAAUAUCGAAAAAGUUAAUAUGAAGCUGAUAAAUAUAUAAGGGUUAUUCUCUUGCUCUUGCAUAACCCGGUGCACGGUGCAAGAAUUGCAGAUUUACGACGGCACAACAACAAACACACGCAGAAAAAUAUUUGCAAGGGCUGUAAAAUAUGUCAGACCAAAACCCAUGUUUAUUUGCGUGCAAUGUCACGCAAAAAUAUAAUUGCAACCCUGUUGUAGUUAUCAUUUUACAUAAAGUCAUAUUUUGCCGUUAAAUUGUUGAGGAAGGUAAUUUUUAAUUAGAUUUUAUAAUUUCUAUUUAAAUUAUAAAGAUUUGUUACAGUUUUUUUUGUUAAAAAUGUAAGCAGAAGGUGCGCCAAUUCACAAUAGCCAUGAACAAUAGUCAUUUACAAUAAAUUUAACGAAUCAGCCGUUCAUAUAUCACUAGAUUCUGCAAUGGGUGCUCUCGAGCUCUUGCAUAUUUCGGUAUAGUAUUUUUGCAAUCUGCAAUCUUGCAAGAGCAAGAGAAUACCCCUAUAGUAUAAGAAAGACCAACUAUUGUAAAUUUGCAAGGUGUUUCCGAUGGUUGGUAUCAAUUCGAAAAUAUAGCUUAUAGAGCGAUAUACUUGUACUUCUGACUACAGUGGCCUUACUUGAUUACUACAAGAGAUACGUUUAAAAGCUGAUUUUGUAAUCGUUAGCGAAUUCCUUCAAUAAAUGCAUUUUUUGUGUUAAAGUAUUGUGUUGUAAAGUGUAAUUUAAACAAAAUUUUAUGUGUUUGUGUUUUACUUUUGCUAAAUUUAAACGCUUGUUUGUGAGGGGUUAUCUUGUGAGUGAGAAUUUGGCUACACUGGUUUUCGAACGUAAAUAUUUUUUACUUCUUUAUGUAUUUAUAUUCGUAAUUAGGGAUAACAUGUUUUUGCAAAUUGUUGUGAAUUACAUCUAAAGCUGAGUAUUAAUGAAUAAAUAAUAUUGAUCUUUGGUGUUUAGAAUAAUUUCGAUAGCCAUUGUUGGUGUAUUGUUAUUUCUGUAACGGAACAGACCAUGCCAAGUUUAAAUGCAUAAACAAAUAAUAAUUACUUGAUAAUUGUUGGAAAAAUACACCGAAUUAUUGAAUCACUGAAUGGCCGGCCUCUCUUAACCUCUUUGCAAUUCAACAUAGAAGAUGAAGAAGAAAAAAAGGUCUACUGAAGACGUUCCAACUCCAAAUUUUACAGAACGGAACAGUGGCUUCUAUGAACGCAAUUCCCGCAUAGCUGGAGAAAACGACACCUAUUUGCGUCGUUCAAACCGCCCGUCUAUUGGAAGCAACGGUGGUUAUCAAACGUCAAACAGCUUGGCAACGUCAAGUCCCACGGCGUCGAUACAGGAUAUAUCCCCUGUAGGCACUGUAACUUCUGCUGGUCCCGGUAUUAAUGCCAGUGGCACCUUAGAUAAUCGUAAUAGAACACGUGAUCGUUUAUACAAAAAUGGACCUUAUUUAUCUGCACAGUUAAACGAGAGAAGUUCGAACGGUGCCACCAUCAACAAUUACAACCGUGCACUGCCGUCGUCAUGGUACGACGCUGCUGCGACGAAUACGAACAGUCCUGGUGGCAGUGGCAAUGCCGUCGCCUCAACAGUAGGCAGCAACUGCAUCCACAACUUCUAUUCCACCUCAAAUUCAAUCACCACACCUGCCUCCUCCACCACAACGGCAAUUGCACGCUCGUUAACGUCACACCAGCGGAGCAAUUAUUACGGUACUGUGCCGGACAUAAGUCCAUCAACAUCGUCGCAGUCAGCAACAACUUCAGCGUCUAGUGCGUAUUGGAUGAAGAAUAAUACGAAUUUGAACAAAAUUGCUAAAUCAUCCGAAAUAGGCUCAGAGUCGUCUAAAAAUUUACUUACAGCAUCGACCAUGACGACGGAUAUGUCGGCGGGAAUGGGCAUGGGUGCACCAACAGCAACUUCGACAACAUCCUCGUUUACAAAUAAUAGUGGCAGUGGCGGUGGCGGUUGUAGUACAAUCAGUAGUAGUUAUAGCAGUAGUUUAAGCAGUAGCAGUAAUAUAAUACCGCCAAUGAAUGCGACAGGCAUUUCCACCACGCUAUCUUCACAGUCAACUGUUGGAAGUCACGCAAAUGGUAACAAUAAUAGUGGCGUUUUAAAUGUAGCAACAUCUUUUAUUGAAGCGGCUGCAGACGCUGAAAUUCAGCUCCUUAGAAAUAGAACUGGCAUCAAUAAUAACACCACCUCUUCCACAGCUCCAGAGUUAGCUGCUACGAGCAGCUGUACCACCACCUCUCCCCUCUCGACCACACAAAGCGCGCUUCAACAGCAUACAGCGCGAACACAUCGUUUGCAUGGACGGAGCACGACAUCUUCGAGCCGCUCGCACUCCCGUUCACCCAGUAGCUACAGCUCGUCACAUAGCUCCUCCUCAUCAAACACUUCAUCCCAUUCACACGCAUCAAGUCCAGUUAGAGGCAGUGAAUCUACUCCGUGCAGAUCUUCUGGCGGACUGACGAGCAAAUCGCGAAAUUUACAAUCAGCAGUUACGACCCCUCCUCAAGGUACUAGUGGAAUGGCGGGCAGUGGCACUGCCAGCAGUAACUCAAGCAACAGCAGUAGUAGCAGUGGCAAUAGUUCAUCCUGCAACACAGUCAAUCCCAUUGUUCAUUCCGAAGACAAUCGUCCGCUCGCUAUAUGUGUACGCAAUUUACCCGCACGUUCCUCAGACACAUCCUUAAAGGAUGGUCUUUUCCAUGAGUACAAAAAGCAUGGCAAAGUCACCUGGGUAAAGGUGGUCGGCCAAAAUUCGGAGCGCUAUGCCUUGGUAUGCUUCAAAAAACCAGAUGACGUGGAAAAAGCACUGGAAGUGUCACAAGAUAAGCUUUUCUUUGGUUGUAAAAUUGAAGUAGAACCUUACCAAGGUUAUGAUGUCGAAGAUAAUGAAUUUCGGCCGUACGAAGCCGAAUUAGAUGAGUAUCAUCCGAAAUCGACGCGUACCCUCUUCAUUGGCAAUUUAGAAAAAGAGGUAACGGUCAGUGAGUUACGGAGUCAUUUUGAUUGUUUCGGUGAAAUCAUCGAAGUCGAUAUCAAGAAACAAGGUACCCAAGCAUAUGCAUUCUGUCAAUAUUCGGAUAUAAUAUCUGUGGUUAAGGCAAUGCGUAAAAUGGAUGGCGAGCAUCUGGGAAGCAAUCGUAUUAAAUUGGGAUUUGGAAAGUCGAUGCCUACGAAUUGUGUAUGGAUAGAUGGAGUAACGGAGAAAAUCUCCGAGUCGUUACUUCAGUCCCAUUUCUCCCGUUAUGGUACCGUUACGAAAGUGAUUGUGGACCGAUUACGUCACUUAGCUCUGGUUUUAUACGACCAAAUACAAUACGCCCAGACCGCUGUAAAAGAGAUGCGCGGUGCAACAUUACGCGGCCGACGAUUGCAAGUGGAUUUUGCUUCACGCGAAUGUCAGGAUGCUUUCUAUGAUAAGCUGGAUAAGCAGAAUGCAGGGAAUCGAUUAAACAGAUACGACUCGCAAUCGCGUUCACGCGCAUCGUCGUUUAGCCGACAUCAGAACUCGAACGAUGGAUGUUCACCCAGUAAUACGCCUGGAAGUAGCAGCAGUUGCAGUGGUUCUAGCAUAAUAGCAAACUCUGCCGUGACUGCGCCAGUAUCAUCUAGUGUCACCGGUGUUAAUGCUGGAAAUAUAUCCACGACGUCAAAUAGCCCGUUGGUGACGCAGAGCAUACCCAUGUCUGGUGAUUCGACGCCAGCCCGCAGUCGUGGAUCUCGCAGUUCACGACAUACUGUUGACUACGACUACCUGGACAUGCGUCGAUUUCGUUCCUAUGACGAAUAUAGUCAGGGUUCGGGUGCCUCUCAUGAUGAGGAUGUCGCCCCACAUAGUGGGCAUUCGACAGGUGUUUGCGGUGGUUUGCGGUCCGACUCACCACUACUCUCCCGUUUGGGACCCAUUGUGAGCGGUAUCGGAGCUCAUACAGCAGCGAAUGCGAAUGAGAGGGUAAAUGAAACGCUUGAAGUGACGGUGAAUAGCGGCAGUGGUCGCCGUCGUUGUGAUAAAAGUCCUGCGAAACAAAAAGGUGAUAUAAGAAUUCUACAAAAAGAACGUUCCCAUCUUUUAGAGCAACUUGAGGAAUGCCCGUCCAGUGGUGAUGAAAGUAUAGUGAGUCCGCGAAAGCGCAUUAAAAUCGAUCAUCAUCAUUCCAUGACCACCAGCAGUGGAAUGUCUCAGUCGCAUGCGUCGGAGACAGGAAAUAUUGCUGGUGCUCAACAUAAAAGUAACCUAAGUUCCAACUGUGAUGCCACUGAAUAUGAUAUCACGGCAGCAGCCGGUCAACGAAAGAGCGAAGUGCGCCGCCUUUCAGAUUCUAAUAACCAGACCAGUCUCAAGUACCAUCAACAUCAGUAUCACACACAUUCACAAUCAAUGCAGCCAUAUCAGCAGCAACUGGUUCGCCGACCGUCCAUUGAUAUAACGGCAACGCUGGGAGCUGUUGGCAUAGGAUCCGUUUCUACGCGACAUGGAAGCGUGAGUAGUACUGGCUCUGGAAGUGAUCACCACCAUCAAGCAUCACUUCCUACCGCAAUUGCUUGUAAACGGCGACGAGUCACUGGUAGUAAUAGUAAUGGAAGCAGUAGUACGCUUAGUUCAUCUGCCUCAAACCUGCUGAGUGGUGUCGUAUCCAAUAGCAUUGGCUGUGGAAACGGUGGUGGUAGUGGCGUUGGGACAGUAAGUGAUGACUAUCAGCAACACAGUACACGAAGUCGUGGCCAUCCUUUACAUUCCCAUCACUCUCACGAUGCCAGUGGCGGAGAGAGUGCAGAAGGCUCACGUCCAGGCACUCCACUUUGUGAUGAACGCCCCGAAGUAUUGCCUAGCGAUCCACGGCGUCCGCCCCGUGAAUGUCGGCAUGAGCCAAUGAUAUUGCCACUUCCGAAAUUCGGUAUACAGUUUUUUCAUCAGCAUCGCAAUAGUCUGGCAGGACAAACAAUUUCGAACGCUACAAGCCACACCGGCAUCAAUGUAGGUGGCUACCAUCAUAGCAGUGGCGGAUUGCUUUCCUCUUCAUCUAUGGCAGGGUGCAGCAACAAUAUCAGCACGCACAUUUUGUCAAACACAAAUGUAAGCAGUAGUAGUCAUUCUAGUCAUAGUGCUCUGCCAACAACGACGACUGCAACAGCGUCAUCAGGUUCCUCUACUGUGCCGGGAUAUCCCUUACAUAGUCCAUCUAAUCGAUAUUCAUCACACUGGCGUCCGCAUCAGCAUCAACAUCAUCAUCAUCCGCAGCAUAGCCAUGGUCAUAGUCAUCCCGCACAUACGCACUAUAAUCAAACAUCAACUGAUGUGGUUGGAGCAUCGAUGGUCAGUCCUUUGCGACCACGAUCGCUCAGCUCGAAUUCCAGUGAUUCCGAUGCCCCAGGGCAAUUAAGUGGUAGCCCUUCUUUGGAGGAGCGCAUAAGAACGCUGGAUGAGAUGUAUGAACGGUGGUCUGGUGGCGGAGGAAAUAGUGGUAAUAGCGGUGGUAAUGGUCCUAAUGCUGCUCCGAAUGUAGUGAAACGUCAUGACUUUGUCAGUCAAGGUGGCCCAACUGCAUUUCGGCAUGCGCAUCGCAGUAGCGAACAUCAUAGUGGAGGCAGUACUUCAUCCCGAUAUAAGUUUCCUGAUAUCGAUGUGUGUGAUCUCAAGCCUUCGGAGAUUGUUAAAUCAGUGUUAGCAAAGAAAUCAAUAUUCGAUGAUGAUUUGCAACGAUUGAAGAAGAAUCAGUGGUACGAGCCGUCUUCAGACGCCACACAACUGGCGAAACACAUAAUUGGAGUUUGCACCUCGCCGGGCCUGCCUAAUUUGGCAGCCACGAAGACGCCCGUGGUUGGGUGCAGCUCUACAAACAGUGGAAACACAGCGUUAAACAAAUCAUCAGGUGUCUUGUUGCAGCGACUAAGCAGUCUUUCGCCUAUGAAUUCUCCACAGGCGUCGAUAUCUCCAUAUAACAGCCCAUCUCCAUCUCCAUCGGUGAGUAGUAGUAUGACGACAACCAUAUCUUCGUGCCCGAUCAAAGUCGGAACAACGACUGCGACAAGCUGCAUAAGUACUAUUUUAAGCACAACAAGUGCCAGCAGCAUUUCAACAGUUGCUUCCGCUAGCAGUUUGGCAGCUGCCAUGAAGGGGUUACAAUAUCCAUUUCCGAGUCAUCCACCUUUACCGAGUACGGCUGCUCCUCUGCCCGCUGCCCAGCCGGCUCCACCUACAGGUCCCGCUCCUUCAGACCCGCCACAACCGAAAUCAUCCCAAAUAGCGACAUCUGAUACAAGUAAUUUGGAUGUGAGUAACACGAGAGUGAAGACAAAUUCGAUUACUAAAAGUUUGAGUGUACCAUGGGCAGCACCUAAUAAUGAUAAUGUUGGGAAAAGCGAUAGCCGGAUUUUGACCAAAUCUGUUUCAGUACCCGGUAGUACAAAUGCUGGCACAAUUAAGUCCUUGAAUACGCACACGGCUAAUAACGAAGUGGCGUCUCAUGCUAUAAGCCGGAGCACCUCAUCAACAGCUGUUACUAAAACUAAUGAGGAAAUGUCCAAAGCCCCGAAGCAACUAUCGAAUAGUUUGACGGCGAUUUCGAAAAAGAACGAGCGCACAUCUCACAAGCACAAUCAUCGCAAUGAAAAUGAGAAACGUUCAGGGCGAAGUGAUCGCGUGUCGGAAAGGCGGAAAAACUCAACAAACUCUCAACAUUCAGGAGUUUCGACAUCUACACCAAGAGUUGAUGGAGAUUCAAGUGAAAAUGAAGCAAACGACAGUAAUAUUGCUGAAAAAGGUCAAAGGUUAGAAUGCGAUGAUAGGGAGCCUGAAAAGGACAGAGAAAAAGAGAAGUCACACAAAGAGCGUGAGAGAGCUCGUGAUAAGGAACGAGAGCGACAGGAACGUGAGAGGCGUGAACGAGAAAUCCGCAAACAAAAGGAAGAACAUGAAGCUCGAGAAAGAAAAGAGUGCGAAGAACGGGAGUUCAAAGAGGCUGAGGAUCGUCAACGUCGAGAGCUUGAAGAACGAGAGAAAGAACGUGUAUUACUUCGAGAACGGGAGCAAAAGCAACGUGAACGCGAACAACUUGAGCGGGAAGAACGUGAGCGAAAAGAACGUGAGGAAGGAUUGGAAAAUGAGCAGAAGGAAAGGGAAGAUCGUGAAUGUGAAUAUAAAUCGAAUGAUGAGCUAUCCGAAAGGCACGAACGAGGUAGAGAAGAUGCCGAUCAUAACGAUGUUGUGCGUGAAGAUCGAGAUAUUCAUAGAGAACAUUCGCGAAGAAAGCCAGAAUCGACAGAUAAGGUUGAUAAGGUAGAUGAGAACCGAUCACAUACGCUUAAUAAAAAUCAAACUGAAAGCGAUUUAGCACAGCAGAUGAAUGAUGCUGAUUUUCAAAAUAACAAAGAAAAUUCAAUUGAUGAACCAAAGAGUCCAGCAACCGUCGAAACUUCUAGUAAACAUCGUGGAAGAAAAUCGUCACAUAACUCUCCAAUACGCCUACCAAAACGUCGUCUUAGCUCACAAGAUAGUAAUCACGGUAAUAUAAGUAGUCACCCUUCCGUAAGUGAGGACCCAGUCAAACGUUUACGGAUUGAGACUCAAAACACAAAGUCAAAUGAGCGACAGCAUCAGAAAGAAACGACUUCUGGCUCUGAACACACGACCAAGCACUCAAGCAAUAAGCAUCAACAUCAACAUCAACGUACAUCAAGCCAGUCUACAACGGGUAAUGUUGGAACAUCGGAUUCCGUUGUGGUUUCCGGUGAAAAAUUGAAGAUUAAAGAACAUUCGAAUAAGCACAGAAGUAGCAAACAUCAUAGGCAUCAGUUACAACAACCUCAAGGCAACCCUAAAGACAUUAGUAAGGGUGAAUGCGAAGACAAUAAUAUUUCUGCAUCCACAGCGUCAACAUUUGCGACGGUCAUGCCGACAGUGAUAGUUCCGUCAACAGAUAAAGUAAAUCACCAUGAAAACAUUUCCGAUCAAGAGCUUGAUAGUCCAACAGUUCAUUACCUAAGCAGGAAUUCGCUUAAUUCGAGUGGUGACGAGGGCACGUCUCUUCAACAGUCGAGGUGUGUAGCAAGCGGUAGCCAACACAAGCAACGCGAUCACAGUGGUCAUCACGUGCGUCAUAAAAACAAGCGUGAUCAUCGUGAGAGAAAGCGUCCAUCAACUACAGAAUCUUUAGUGUCGGCAAUCAGCAACCACUUGACUGAUGAGGAACUUACUCACAACCCAAGUCGACGUACAUCCGUUGCGGGUUCGCAAAGCGGCGAAUUGACAAUACCUAUACAGAAAUGUAAACAGGAGAGCCGCAGAAGUUCGGAACGAAAAUCUUCUCGUUGUUCAGAUGAGGGUCUUACCUUGACACAGUCACAUUCUGCGCACCAUCGACAGGGUAAUAACAUGAAAGCAACCCCCUCACGGAGAGUUAUCAUGAGUUCGGGCGACUCCGACGAUUCAGACGAUCCAACAGAUGGUGGGAAGAAACACUCAAUUUUCGAUAUACCUGAUGAAGGACCCUAUGUUUCAAUGUAUGAUAAGGUAAAAGCUCGUUCCUGUAAAAACAUGCAAAAACACGAAGAAGAGAAAAAGAUCAAAGCUAAAUUUACGCAAUUGAAACAAUCACGUGCUAAACGAGAAGAAAAGAAACGCUCAACUAGUUAUGAAGGUGAUUCAGAUUCUGAUUUCGAGGAUCGCAAUCAACGCAGUGGCGGAAGCAGUUCUUACAAAUCACGCAAUCAAAAUAAUCUUACAUCUUCCUCGGAUGACGAUGAUGCUACAAAUAUGGCAACUCGACGUCGAAGCUCGCAAGCAUCUUCACAUCCUCAUCGCAUGUUCUCUGACUCGGACUCAACAACAACUGCUGAAGCAGAAGCACGACGUAACAAGAUACAUCAUAAAUUAAUGCGAUUGUGCGAUGAUGAUGGUGAUGACAGUUCCGGCGACGAAAUACACGCAAACGCGCGAAAGUCAAUGGCAUCAUCGCCAAGCAAACGAAGCUCUAGCAAAAGAAAUUCACAUUCAACACGCAUAGCAUCCGACUCCGAAUCUCAGUCACAACCAGCUGUAGAGAUAAAGAUCAAACAGGAGUUGACUGACGAGGAAGAUUGUGAUAAUAAAUACAAAAUGCAGAUAAAAUCAGAAAUUCUGCCAUCAGAAAUGACGACAGAAUCAGAUGAUGUUAAACCAAAAGAACCUUAUAUUAAAACAGAGGUCGAAUCGAACGCGGCGCCUAUUGAAAUUAAAAAGGAGUAUAAACAUUUUACGGGUAAUUCAGUGAUUGAGAAUCCUGAUUAUGAACUGACCUUGGAGCAUUUAUCAACUAAAUCGUCCUUGAAAGUUCAGCAAGAAUGUUCACCCGAGACCCGUAAGAAGCACAAAAAAAGCAAGAAACGUCAGAAGAAUAAUCUUCCGAUGCCAAAUGCUCCAACAACACACAGUAUUGUGGAGGCGAAAAAUGUUCUGGUUACCCUUACACCGGGCUCUUUUCAGAUGAUGAAUUUUAUGAGCACCCCAGAAAGUAAAGUAAAACCUUUAUUGUCACCGUCAUAUGAUCCAUUUGAUGAAUUGAAACGUGAAUGUUCGUCACUGUCCACAACAAUUACCCAUGCAAACAAUGGCGCAAAUGAAUUAUCCGUAUGCGAGAAGAAACGUCACAAGGAACGUAAGGAGAAAAAGCGGGAAAAAAUGCGUAAUAUGAGUGAUGGAGGGGGCAGUAUUGAUUCAGAUAAGUUGUCCAAAGAAGAGCGCCAUCGGUUGAAGAAGUCGAAAAAGUCGAAGAGCCUCGAUACCACGAGAAUGAUAAGUACUGAUGGUAGUACAGUGAAAGCAAAUUUAGCGGCUUCUAUCUUGACAGUACCGGUGGCUAUUACACAAUCAGUUCCAACAACUCCACUUGUUGCAUCACACACACAACCGAUGACACAGGCAGCCAAUCUUCCAAUGACAACAUCCAAGCGUGGUGAAAAGAUGGAAGAUAUUUUUGGCCCAAUAUCGGAUGAAGAGUCCCAGUUUACCGAUGCUGAGGGUAAAGAUUUGUCAUCGAACUUUUCGGUUGAUACAAAUUAUGGUGGACUUUUAACAUCGUCGAGCAACAUAACCGGACCGGUAGUUUCAGCAGCACUGAACCCGUACAAGCAGGAUCCACUUACACCAAAAUCACACACAGUUGAAGAGAAUGAGGAGAAUAAGCAGAAGGCACCUGCGUCUAUUGGAGAUGGUGGGGAGCAUACAGACCGAGAACGCCACAGGAAAGAAAAACGCGAAAGACGACGGAAAGAGCGUGAGAAAUCGCGUGAACAACAUGCUCUCUCAGCGUUGCAAUCACGAAAACAGCAUCACAUUGAUGAUGAGAACAGUGUUGACCUUGACGAGGCUGGUCGUGCUCUAGAAGCACAACUGAUGGAAGAUUCCGAUAACAAACCAACUGAAGAUGCCACACCCUCUACCGCUACAACUCACCGCAGUGAUAUGACUGAUGUAUUUCGCUUUUCUGAUGGUGAUGAAAAUUCUCUCGACUCGAAUAUACCGCGUAGAGACAAAUCAGAUGUCCAUGAAACUAAUGCUCCAAUCCACACUCAACCAUUGGGAGUCGCCACAAGCACAUCUGCUACAACGCUAGUACAUAUGAAAAACAAGGAGAAGAAGAAAAAGAAGAAACGGUCGAAAGAAGAAAGACAUCAUCAUCAACGACGCGAGUCUAGUGCUUCAGCGAGUUCUAACCAACAUCAUCCACAGCCACAAGAACCGCAGCAGCAGCUACCACCACAGACAGCUUCGUUGCAAUCACAGCAUUCCGUUAUGUCACCACCAUCAAAACUUUCUAUUGAUAUAUUGGCAGCAAAUGCAAAGCAAAUGCAAAAUUUAGAGAAUCAAAUGGAUAAAGAUCAGAGUGGGGAGAAUUCAACAGCUCUCACACAUUCGCCAAUCUGUAAACCGUCACCUAGUUUACCUUGUUUGACUGAUGACGACAUUGAUUUAGGUGUGCCAUCGAUUAUACAAUCAACACAAUCUACCAAUGACAUGCUGACCCUAUCACCUAUGCGCGAAAAGAAGCUGAUAAGUCCGAUACCUAAUACGCCUACCACAAACACUACUCCAUUUGUGAAUGAUAAGUCUCAAUCUAGCGCUUAUGAUCCAACUACUUCUCCAGUAAGUUCGCUGACGUCGGCGACAGCUGCCGCUUCGUCCACACCAACCACAACUACUGCGCCUGAUAUGACUAGUUUGGCGACUGCAUCUAUCGAAUCAAACUGUGCCACCUCUACCAUAAGCACACCAACUACAACAAAAAAGAAACCAGAAAUAUUUAUACCUGGUUUUGAUGGUAAUUUGGAUGAACAGAUAAGUGAGUCGGCUGUAAAAUCUAUAUCUGUGGAAUUUAAUUCCUCGAUAUUAGAUUCAAAUGCCGAUGAACCGAAAAUUCCAGUAGAGUCUCCUCCUGACCUUGCCCCAAAACAUAUGGACAAAACAGAAGACUCAAAGUCAAGAGUAACGAUCUCUCAGGAAGAGACAGAAAGUGCUGUGUCUGCAUUAUUGGGUGAAAGCUUUGGCAAUUCCUCUAAUAUUGAUUACUCGUUCCAAGAUGACCCACUUGAGGAUGAUUUAGCUGUGGUUGAUAGUGUCAAUGUCGACGCUUCUGAGCCAGAUGAAGAAGCCGCUAUUGCUGCGAAGGCUAUUGAGACAACUAUUGAACCUUUGCAACCAGAAGAAGAUGCCGAGGAAGUGAACAAGGCCGUGCAAAGUCUUAGUACCGAAGAGAUGGAUGUCAAAGUUGAUACACCGCAAUCCGAGCGUGGUCUUCAAAUCGAUACUGAUACAGAGGAGAACGCAGAUGAAGCUGAUAGUAGCGGAGCAAGUUUGAAAAUUGAUGAGUCCGCAACAUCCGGUGAUGUAUCAGACGAGUUAGCCGAUAAAGAAAAAAAAACAACAAGUCCAUUCCGUACAGAUGCCCAAGAAGACCAGAAUGAACCCUGCUCAGUCAUUACAAAAGUGGAAACAAGUUCUCAACCUGGCGAAAAAGCUGUCAAAGGGAACUUGGCUUCAACAAUCAAACUAGAACCCCCAACUAUAAGUAACUUGGUCCAACCGGCUGUACAGCCAGUGAAAUCUGUAUUGCCAUCUAUGAUCAGUCUACAGACAUCCACAUCUACGGUUGUCGAUGUAGUGCAAGAUAGGUCAAGAGCAGUUGUGGAAAACAAGACAGUCUCAAGCUCUAUUUCUUCCGCAACAACAACUUUUACCACGACUGUACAAUCAUCAGCAACCACUAAUAUUAGUUCGUUAUGCUCUCCUUCUAUAUCUGUGCAACAAGAGAAGAGACCGUUUGUUGUUACUACAUUGCCGAAUGCGCUUAUCACACCGCCCACCAUAAACAUUCCGGAACCCCCAGCUCAUUUCGCCAUACCACAUCUAUUGAUUUCCCCAAGGAAUGGUGGUAGUAGUGGUACAACGUCAACGCCGGGUGAACAUCAAGUUCUCCUCUCACCUAAAGCUCAACAGAAACAGCAAUCAACGCAAAUGCCAGGUCAUCCAAUGCCUACUUACACGAUCAACGUACGUUCGUCAUCUCCACUCAGCCCGCAGAAACAUAACCCGUCUAGAGGUAGUACACCUACGCGACAACUGAGCCCCACUUCUGUAACAAUUGCAUCACCAGUGCCAACAGUAAAAGUCCAACAACAGCCAUUGUUGUUGCACGUUAGCGGACAACGUUCAUCUUCAUUACAUCAACAACAACAGCAACUACAGUCGCAUGUGCUGCAGUAUUCGCCCAACGCAAGUUCACAAUCUCCCAAUGUGUCUGGGAGUCCUGUUGUUUCUGCUCAACAAUCAACUACGGGUGUUGGCAACAAUACCAAUAACAUCAAUACCGUACAUUCGCCACACCAAAUUCAGAAUAUAGACGGUAGUUGUGCAGCGGCAAGUAACAAGAAUCCCAGUUCGUCGCCAACUCCAAUUAGCGUGAAUGUGACAAACGCUCGCAAUCAGUCUUCGCAAUUAUCGUCCAAGCUAGCUAUUGAAUCUGCAGGUAUGCAGCCAUUGACUGUGCAGAAAGUGUCACAAUUGCCCGCUCAUCCCACCAUCAUUAGCAAAGUGGUGAGUGUGAAGCCCCAGCAGGCACAACAGUCGUUGAUGUCGCCACCACUACAGUCUGGACAGGCUAGCGCCAAGGCGGCCUAUAUGUCAACUCAUCAGCCGACAACUGCAAUUCAACAACAGCAGACCAUACAAUCACAACAGGCACAGCAACAGCGGAAUUCGCCGCAAAUUAUUCAGUCAAUGUCGAAAGCACCGAAUUAUCAGCAGCAUCCGCAACCACAAUCACAGUCGCAGCCAUCACCAAAGUAUGCGCAACAGCAACACAUAUUGCAACAGCAAAGACAGCAGAUACAGCAGCAGCAGCAGCAACAACGACAACAACACCAUCAGCAAAUGCAACAACAAAUAUUGCAGCAGCAGCAGCAGCAGCAACAACAACAACAACAACAACAGCAACAGCAAUUAAUACAAAUGCAAAAAUUGCAGCAUCAACAGCAACAACAACAAAAUAAGCACAUUCCAUCACAGGUAACUGUGCAGCAACAACAACAGCAACCGCGGCAGCGAGUUUUGCCUCCAAAUCACCAAAAUAUACAACAAAAUCAAACACAACAACAAUAUCAGCAGCAUCAACAAAUUCCCCUGAGUCGCCAAGCGGUAAGCCCUCCAAAUACCGCACCAACUCCCACGCAUCAAAAUUUGGUAAUAUUACGUUCACAACAGCCAGCCAUUUCUGGCCCAACAUCUGUGAGCAAUUUAUCACAAAAUGUAGUACCAUGCCCUGUGCAAAGCGCACAAAAACAGGAGCAACUGACGACAUCUGCGCCCGUGCAACAGCAAACACUAAAUCCAAUGAGUGUUGCUGGAAUGCAGUAUAUUCCUCAAUUGCAGCCCCCAAUUCCGCAGAACUCCAGCAAUUUACAGCAGUCGGCUCCACCUUCAUCUCCGUCUUCUCUAGAAACAGCCAAGCAGGCAGUAACUACAGCAAAUAUGUCGGUGCUUCAGUCAAAUGCACAAAAGAUGCCAUAUGCUGUUGAUAUUAAACCACCAGUAUCAGCUCCAACACCAAUAUCACCGUCGGCAUCUACAACGACAACAAAACAAAUUCAUACAAUCGAUCUGAAUAAACCAGCACAGAACCCUUUGUCGGCGGUAGCUCAUGAGAAGCCCGCGGAAAAGGUGGCAGAAAAUGUGUCUGUAAUCUGCAGUGUUGAAGGCAACGCAGGUGUUGAGAAAACAACAUUCAACACAGUUAGUCAGCAGAAACGAGAUCGUUCGAUGCCUGCGCUUAACGCCGACGAAGCUACCAUCUCUAUUGGUACUGUAAAAGCACUAGAUUCGGUUAUAAAGAAAGUUGAUGUGCCCGAAAAUAAAAAUAUACACAGCUUGCCCACCAUUCCUCAGCACACGGAAGUCGAUACGAAGCCCGACAAGCCAUCCGCUUCCAUGCCGAUUAAAAACCAACAAGCGGCGAAUAUAACUGAGGUAAACAGCAGUAUACGUUCAACGUCGGUUGCUGAUGAAGUUACCAAAACUGGUAAUCCAUCAAUGGGUCAAAGUGGAAUUAAUAAUGUUUCGACGGAACAUACGAAUCUAAUUUCUUCAGAUUUGGUAACUUCCAUUUCAGCAACCUCUGGCACAGAUCACGAAACUGAAGACGAAACCGAAACGAAGCAGUCAACUAUAAUGACUGAAGGACCUAUCGGCUUGGGUCGACUAGGUGUAAGCACACGCGGAGGUACUGCAAAACGCGGUCGUCAGCCACGGGGUGGAAAGAAGCAUGCCGGUGGUGCUGUAACUUCAGUUUUACCGUCUCAGUUGGUAGCUACCUCUAAUGAGAUAUCUGGAGUACAGACGCGAUUACGUAAACCAGCAACAGUAACGCCGGUAAUGCGUGGACGGAAAGGACGUCCACCACGUAACUUUUUGCUACAGCAACAGCAACAGCAACAACCUCCCCAGAUCCAUUUGGCUGGCGAAACAUUCGACACAGCUAGCACUGGUAAGAAAGCGCCUCCACAGCAACGUAACGCUGCGGCAAUAACAAGAACCCCUUCAGCUGUCGCUGGUGACUCGGAUGUUUACGAAUUCCAUGAUGAUUCUGGUGAAGAAUCGAAAGUUGCACAAGAUAACGCGCAUUCGGUGGGUAGUCCAAGCGGAAGUGAUGUUAGACCGCGUUUGAUUUUGACUAUCAAACCGGGCCAAAGUGCUCCAAUCGUAAAAGCCAGCGAGAAACCCAACUUGACUGUUGCGGAUGAUGUGUCUGCCACAACAAUGGCUUCAACACCGCUUCAACAGCAACCAUCAACCAUUAAAGUGACGCCAACAGUUCAAUCUGAGUCGAGAGAGAGCAGCAAAUGUAAAAGCCAAAUAUCUGCAACCGUACCUACGCCAUCUUCAACCGCGCAACUAACUCAAUUACCAGAUAUGCCCACUAUGGAAGUAAUCCAAGCUCCUCCUAUAUCCACAACUACAACCGGGACAAUGGCCCCGUCUGGAUCAGUAUCAAUAUCACAGAAAAUGGGACAUCCGCAGCCACUACAUGCAAUGCCUUCAUCAUCCGCAAAUUCAAUGGAUACAGGCAGCACCACAGCAGCGAACACUAGAAAAUCGCGGCGAUUACAAGAGAAAGACCGCUGUACCAUUGACGACGUCAUUGAGGAUGUAGUGCGAAAUACCAUAACCGCGGGGUUGUUGCAGAAAGGCGCACAAACUCCGCCCAGACGGUCUGGACGCAACGCAACGCACGUCGCUUCGAAAAAAGAUGCAGGUAUGGAAACACCGCCUUCGUCGCCAGCGAUGGUGCGUCCACGACGUUCAAAGGAUCGGAAAGAGAGCACAGAACACACCAACGCCUUGAAUGAUCUAUCUUCGAGUGAUACAGAUGAACAACACAAAAGGAUAAUCACAGCACCAUCGAAGCAGGAGGAAGAAGUAGUGUUGCCUGUCAGUACGAAUAGUGCAACAAAUACACCCAGUUCCGCGGCAUUACAAGUAACACUUGUAUCUGCAGCACCAACAGUAACUACAGCGCCGAUAUCGCAACAAUCUAUACCGCUACCCUCAAAAACAGUUACAUCCACGCAUAUACCUGCACAGACCAUAACCAUAACGCCUGGGGAAAAGCAGUCUCUGUCAAUGCCCCAACAACUACAUCACGUUAUGCCGCAGCAUCCGAAAAAGAAAGCACUCGCCGCAGCGGAGAUAGAGUCGUUCGUUGCCGCCAAUAGUGUUUCAAAAAGUAAUAAUCCAUCUACCACGUCAUUGUCCAGCAUUGACAUACCUGCAAGUCACUCAUCUGCUCCAACGACACAGAAAAGAAGUGGUGGAACCGCCGAAAUGGUAAGUAAAGCACUUGUCGACCCAGUAACGGGACUAAUCGGCGGCAAUUUGCAGCAUGGCAAGGAUGGCAACCUACCAGGGACAACAGCAGUAGCAGCAGCUGCCGCAACUUUGGCCACUAUGCAUAAAACGCCUUUGGACACGAAGAAAAUAGUACAGGCGGCUAUUGCGGCGGCUACAGCAGAGAACACUACGCAAUCAAGCGAUGUUCGCGGUACAGCCGCGUUGCUAACUAAAGCAGCGACCAGUACAAACAAUUUGCAAACAUCGCAAAUGGUUGCGCAAGCCGUUACGGUUUCUGCUUCCAAUACAGCUCCUCACAUUGCUUCCACAAAGUCGUUGCCAGUGGAAGGUUCUACCAAAGUGUUGACUACUCCCAUAUCCCUUUUGAACAAAUCUGCUGUGAGUGUGGUCGUAAAGACAACAACAACACCCGUUAUCAUAAAACAACAGAUUGUGCAACCCCAAACGAGUAUAAAACCCACGAUUCCGGUUAACAGCAAACAGUCAAUUGUUGUGCAGCAGAGUCCGGUGGUUAUGCACGCCCAGCCAUCAAAUGUUCGCCCGCCUACUUUAAAAGCACAUGUGCUUAACAGCCAGAAAACAUUGCAGCAGCACCAACAGCAACAGCACCAGCAACAACAUCAGCAGCAACAAUUGCCACAGUCACACCAUAUUGUGUCGCAGACGCAGCAACCAACGCCACCUGCAAUACAUCAACAGCAGGCGAAACAUAUUUUGGUAACCAAUUCGAAUCACUCGAUCGGAUCUAAUGUAAUAACGACCCGUCAUGCGGUGCAGCAGCAGCAGCAGCAGCAGCAUUCACUCCCGCCUCCGCAACAGCUGCUCGUAAAUAUUCCACCGCCGAACUCUCCGCAAGUGGCAACGAAUAUAAACUCACCACAGUUGCAUCAUCAGCAACAACAACAACAGCAUCAGCAACAACAACAACAGCCCUCCCAACAACCGGCUCAGCAGACGCUCGUAAUCAAGCAAGGCCAACCGACUAAUGCUGGUCAGCUGCCGUCCCAACAAACAGUCCAUGUUGUCAGCUUGAAGGAUCCGGUUGGUCCUCAAGUUGGGGAAGUUCCGUCAGGAGUACAGCACCAGCAGCAACAGGUAAUGCAAGGAGGUAAAACACCACAACAUGCAGGAACGUAUGCAACGUCCUUACCUCAACAACCACAGUCGCAACAGCAACAGCAGCAUCAACACCAACAACCUCAGAUAACUGUGCUAACACCACAGCAACAGCACCAGCUUAUUAAACAGCAUCAUCAACAACAACAACAGCAGCAACAACAACAGCAGCAGCAACAACAAACUGUGCUUCAACCACCUGUUAGUAUAUCUAUGGUCAGUCAACAGCAGCAGCAACAACAACAACAGCAAAGUCCUCACGUUCAGUUACCACAUGGCGUGACGGCAGUGCACCAUCAAGGUCGCAAUAAAAUGCAGUCUCAACAACAACAGCAACAAACAUCUCCGCUUGUGAUACAACCAAGUGGCAUUAUGGGUCUACAACACCCGACGAUGCUGCUGCAAACCAAACCACCAACACAUCUGCAAGCGCAGCAAGCCCAUCAGCAGUUGACGGCAUCGCCGCCCUUGCAAGCUGGUGCGAUUCCGGUUGUUAGUGGUGCUAAACCCACUAUCACCGCUAUGCAAACACUGCAAGCGCAGGGAGUGCAAAUAUUAGCCAGCAGUGUGACAAGCCCACCGCCAUCGACGCUUAAACAGACUACACCACAGCAACAACAGCAUCCGCACAAUAGUGCCAACGUACCAGGUGUUAGUAGCAUACGUACCAGCAUUCCAACGUUAAGUCCUCAGAGCCAAACUCGUGUUACGCCGCUACUUUUGCCGACUGGUAUGACCAUGCCGCCAUUUGAAUCAAACAUGCACGACAUUGGCACCUAUUGUACAAGUUCUUCUGGUUCGCGUGCAACAAAAAGUCCACCACCCGCGCACCAACAGGCUUCGCCCAUAACUCCGAGCGAAUCUAGUUUCCCUGUGGGUGGUAUACGAGGAGUACCAGCACGUGACUCGUUUAUCAUCUACCAGCACAUCUUAAGGAAUCAACAAGAAACAAUGAACGCAUCAAUACGUGGUGAAUUUGAUGACAAAAUGCUCGGUGGAAGCCCGCCACUGGAGCUGCGCCGGCCAGGUAGCGUGCCACGCACCGUUGCCGUGCCACAUGGCCUACAGAGUCCCCAAGAUCGUGCAACGGAUUCGCCGCAAGUAGCACAAGUGUAUGUACACAACACACGUCUGGCACACCCACAUUACACCGAUCGAUCAUUCUACGAGCCGGGCCGGCAACUGCCCAUCGAGCCACCGCCUGCUCAUCGACCAGUUGCAGCGCAUAGUGUGGUGGGUCCACCAAUGCCGGUAGCUGUACCUCCACCCGGCACCGGAACAACGGGCCCAUUCGUAGCUGCACCAACGGCACAGAUGUCAACGUCGACACCGAACGUUGGAGGUGGCAAUGUGAAUGUGCCUCCGCCAGCAACAGCAGUUGCACAUUUACACCCCGCUCAAUUGUUGGAGCAUGAACGGGAACAAAGGGAGCAACGCGAACGAGAAGUACAGCGUGAAAAGGAACGCAUAGCCAUGACAAACUCCAAUAUGGAUAACUUGCCAGGUGGACAGCAGACAACAGUGCAAGCGAGAAACAUGCAAGUAGCGACACCGCCUCACGCCAAUCCCCCUGUGGCCCAGCCACCAGCGGCCGACUCGCUACUGACGUUGCUGCAACGCUAUCCAGUCAUGUGGCAAGGACUUUUAGCACUAAAAACAGAUCAGGCUGCUGUACAAAUGCAUUUCGUAUUCGGAAACCCACUUGUGGCGCGCGCUUCGCUGCCCUGCAAUCGCGACGGCAGCACUCCACCACUGCGCAUAGCCCAGCGCAUGCGGCUGGAACAGACACAGUUAGAAGGUGUGGCCAAAAAGAUGCAGUACGAAAAUGAGCAUUGCAUGCUUUUGGCUCUACCUUGUGGACGUGAUCACGCCGAUGUCCUGCAGCAUUCGCGAAACUUGCAAACCGGUUUCAUUACCUACUUGCAGCAGAAAAUGGCUGCGGGUAUAGUGAAUAUUCCAGUACCGGGCAGUGAACAAGCGGCAUAUGUUGUGCAUAUAUUUCCAUCGUGCGACUUUGCCAACGAGAAUUUGGAGCGGGCUGCGCCUGAUUUGAAGAACCGAGUCGCAGAGAUUGCACAUUUGCUAAUAGUAAUCGCAACUGUCUAAACAGUCACUCACAGACAAGAAAGCCACACGUAGGCUUAAAUCAAGUGGCAUGUUCAACUGCCUUGCUUCAAAGAAUCAUACGAAGAAGGUCCGAGACAUUUGUGUUUUAAACACAAAAUCUCCGUAUCAAAUAUGACCAAAAGAAAUAAUUAAAAACAAAAUAUGCAAGUUUUACUAGCCGUAAAGACUCGCAAAAACUGAAUACAUACAUGCUCAUAUUGCGAAGGAAGAGUUUUCUGGCAGAAGCAGAUCGUUCACAAAAAUUCACGAGUGAAUGUGAAGAAUAAAGUGAAAAUAUUGCCAACAGAGAUGUAUGUAUUGGUUAAAAUGUAUCUAAAAAUCUUGUACAUACAAUAAGAAACGACAUGAAAAACUCACUAACGCCACUGACAAAUGCUCAAGCUGGCGCAAUAUCAACGCAUCCAACUUGACACACCAUAUAUUGAGAGCAAGCAAGCAAAUCCCAUAUAAUAUUACGGAAGUGCGUGCAAAUAUUCCAAAAGAGGUAUUCGCAAUUCACGCACUCAACUAAAAACACACACGCAAAAAUGAAGCAAAAAACGCCAAUAAUACAAAACAAAAGAAGUAUAUGAACUUGUUAAAAAUGUAUAGAAAAUUUAUUUUUAUGCUUUUAAGCAAAUUGUUAUAAGCUUUGUGAAUACCUCUUUAGUUUUUGUCUAAUUAAUUAUAUAUCAUACAAUUAUUUGUUUUUGACACCGCAAUAGUUUUACGGGUAAAAAUUUCCUUAGUGUUUUCGUAGUGCAGAAUUGAAAAAAGUAUGAAAUAAUUAUAAUAAUUUUAGUGCGAGUAAAACAUUAAACUAAUUUUAUGGAUAUCAACAAAGAAAUUCGUAAUUUAUAUAUUUGAUCUCAAACUAAAGGAAAGUUUUACAUCUUAGUUUAUGCUUUAUUUCCAACAACAAUAAUUAGCAGGCAAAGCAUAUGGAAAUUUCAUGUUCCCAUUUUUGUUUUUAAAUCACUUAAAACAGAAAUGAUUAUAAUAUGCCUUGUCUAUGUGUAUGUGUGCAUAACAAUCAAAAAGGGAAACAGCACAUGACCAUUUUUGAAAAUUCCAGUCCCAACUAGAAAGCGGAAUUGAUGGGCUUGAGUUUAUAAGAUUGUGUGCAAUUCCCUUGAGGAGGAGUGUGUAUAGUGAGGGGAUUGAAAAGGCACGCUUAUGAAUUCAAGCAAGCAUCAAAUAUAUGUUGGGAUCUGUUUAGUCGAAAGCUGACUCAAUGGAGAUACAAAAUUUCUCCACGACGUUCGCUAUUAGUAAACGCUUGAAUAUGUAUUUUCUAAGCAAGUUUCAGUCCGGAAUACACGAACUUGUUAUGUGCGAAUGUGUGUUUAUGUUUAUGAUUAAUUUACUAACAAUUAUGAGGUUCUGAGAAUGCCCUUAGAUGCUUGUUACAAUGUAAGUUCAAAUACCAAAAACAGAAAAACAUAAGGGAAACUAAAACUAAUACUGAAAGCUGCUUGUAGUCUUACAUACAUUCAUACAUAAUAUAAAUAUCGUUUAAGAAAUAAAAAUGCGCAAUUAUGCAACAGCUUAAAUUUACUUAAAGCUCCUUUGCAGACCUCCAAAGGUUCCAGUGAAUUACUUAGCUUUUACGCUCAUUGCAAAGUAAUGAAUUUAAAAUUUUCACUUGUGAGGUCUUUCGUUUUGUUAGCCGCAUUUCGUUGUCUUAUAAAUUGUUACUGAAAAGAAAAUUUAAAAAAAGUUCCCAUUUCACUAACUUUAUCUGAUUUCAUCACUGCCAUUUAUGAUAUACAAAUACAUUCGUUUAGGAUGCACAAUUAACUCUUGUAAGGCGCACAAUUUUGUUUGUUUGCCGUAACAGGUAAUCUUCUGUGCCUUGUGAAGAAUUCAUAGAGAGUCCUCCAACAGCAUGAAUAUAUCAUUAUGUAUAUAUUUGUAUAAUGGCGUUUUCCCGUUCUUGCUGUUGGAGUAGUUUCUACAAACCAAUGUGUGUUUUCAACCGGAUUCGACGUCUGUUUUGCUUCCCUUUUUGUAUUGUUGUCAGCUUGUUUGCAUAAAACGUUUUGUUUAUUAUUCAACUUUUUAGCUUUAUUUCACUUUUUGUUUGAUCUACAUAAUUGGAAAUCUAUCACGAGGAAAAAGUAAAAAAAAUGUACAUAUAUAAAAUUAAAUAAUAAUAUGUAGUAAUAAUAAUGAAAAGUAGCAAUAAGAAAAUCCUGUCGGGAUUCUAUAAUAUAACAUGUCUACCCUUUCCCACUUUUAUUAGUUGUAUCUUUGGUAAUGAAUAACGUUGUAAAAUAUUAAAAUAGAGUGUAAAUUAUCUACAUAUGAUAUAUACAAACAUACAUAUAUAUGUAUAUACAUAUAUGCGUUUAUAUGCAUACAUAUAAAUUAUUAGUAAUAUUAAGCGUUGAUGUAACUAAUUAUUUACGAGAUAAUAGUAGUAGUGUCUAUAAAAUAAAAUACACAUAAAUAAGUAUGUUAAAUUAAUGUACAGUUAUUAAUAAAAUUAGUUUUUAUUAUAGUGUUAGAACAAAUGAAAAUCAUUAAAUGCAAAGCACCCAAGUUGCGUUUGUCAAAUAAAUACAAAAAAGUUAAAAAAAAAAAAUGAAUUAAAUGAAAUAAAAAGGAUACUGUAAUAUCUAGUAGUAAUGAAUGAAGCGAGCUGUAGACGCGAAAACAAGUUAAUAAAGUUAGUGUAUAAUAUGAAAAGCAGAAUAUGUAUAUUUAUAAAUAUACAUAUAUACAUAUGAAUAUUAGAAUGGAAGUGCGUAAGUGAAAAGAUUUUGCACUCGCCCUAUUGCAUAAAAAAAGAUAAAUAUACAAAUAUAAUAUAUAAAUUAUAUACAUACUUGCAUAAAUAAUUUAAAAAUUACAAAUUAAAUAAGUUUCAAUAUUAUCAAUACAUACAUACGUUUUAAGUUGUAACAUGCAAAGUGUUUCUCUUUUUAAUUUUAUAAACAAAGAGACCACAAGGAAAUACAAUAAUAAAUUUUCUGUUAUUUUUUUCUUACAACAAAUUAAAUAAACAGUUUAUUGUUUGGUUUUGACAAGACGCGAGUAUCCACUUUUGAAAAUAUUAUAUUUUUACGGCGGCGUAGUGCGCUUUCACAGCUUUCUUCGGAAUGACUGACAUUUAUUUUAGAUUUCUCAGUCCUACUUCGUUCACGUAGCAAAAUAUCAUUUUUUGUUUAUAACCAGCUAAUCAUGUUCUUAGUUGAAAACAAAUGAAAUUCUAGACGUUUCCGUUUUCAUUAAAGAGUUUCACAGCGUUUUGAGAUUUUCUUUUGUUUAUUGCUUCUAGAAGUUUUCGUUAUCUGUCUGUCAUUCCUUUGCAGCUGGUUACGUCAGGAGUGGAAGGGCGGGCAAAAUUUAGCUGCACAAACUCCAUUGCAAAAACCCGAAAAAAAAUAAAUUAUGCAUUUGACAAAUGUCUGAUGUUCCCCAACGUCGGAUGAUCGCAUUCGCGUAAACAAGACUAGGAUUCCUAAGCAGUAGUACAGGCGGCAUGUGUAUGUAUGGGAGUUGAAUAAUAAUCGUAAUAGCAAAAUAAAUCUAAAAAUGAUUGUAUUAUAAUAGUUAUGACCAAUGCGAAAGAGAAAUAUUCCCUACUCAUUAAAUGAAGAAAAAUAGCAAAAUUUCAGACUAUAAGUGUAAUUGUUAAAAAGUUUAGAAACAUAUAUAGAAAAUACUUGAAAAGUGAAAAAAUACUUACGAAUAUAAUCACCAACCAACCACUUAACUGGUUCUAGUUUCGAACUGGAAGUAUCCAAAUGCAAUGAGAUAUACAUACAUACAUGAAAACAAAAAUACAAAAAGAUAUAGACAUAUGUAAAUAAGGCUCGCUGAGUUCCAUCGUCUUUAAAGUCGUUAAAUCCUAAAGCAUACAGACAUACAUACAUACAUAGAAUUUAUAUAAUUUCGAAUCGACUUUCAAUGCUGCAAAGAGAUAUACAAACAAUAUACUAUACAUAUAUGCAUAUACAACAUAUGCGUAUGUAUGUACAUUAAUAAAUGUAUGCACUGCUGUGCGUAUGAUCUACUACAAGUUGUAAAUUAUAUAAAAAAAUUUAUUAAACACCAUAAAGAUUAUACAAACAACCACACACACACACACACUAUGUAUAGAGGUAUUAGUAAAUAGGAGUUCUAAAAUCUUAAAUGAAGAAAAUGUAAUAAACCAAUGCAUAAGAAAAAAUUGAGAAAUUUAAUUGAGAUAAUUUCAAAGAAUGUAGGUGUUUUGUGUGUGAUGAGGAAAGAUGUAAAUAUUAUUAAUAAUUGUAUGGAUAUAUAUUAUAAUUAAAUUGACGUAAAAUUUAAUUGAAAUAAAUGAAAAGAAUAUUAAACAUUAAAUAA
This is a messenger RNA of Bactrocera dorsalis (oriental fruit fly), 28055 nucleotides long. RefSeq names its product protein split ends (gene spen). Gene Ontology annotation, cellular component: nucleus. Gene Ontology annotation, molecular function: mRNA binding. The transcript has 14 exons. The record is from RefSeq and is a predicted model, not a curated record. The coding region runs from base 5244 to 23720 and encodes 6158 amino acids. Gene Ontology annotation, biological process: regulation of transcription by RNA polymerase II. NCBI's taxonomy places the organism in Eukaryota, Metazoa, Arthropoda, Insecta, Diptera, Tephritidae.